Sarcophilus harrisii (Tasmanian devil) is the source of this 1962-nucleotide messenger RNA. It is a transcript of the gene ATP6V1E1, whose product is annotated as ATPase H+ transporting V1 subunit E1. The record is from RefSeq and is a predicted model, not a curated record. The coding region runs from base 171 to 851 and encodes 226 amino acids. Gene Ontology annotation, molecular function: proton-transporting ATPase activity, rotational mechanism. The transcript has 9 exons. NCBI's taxonomy places the organism in Eukaryota, Metazoa, Chordata, Mammalia, Dasyuromorphia, Dasyuridae. Gene Ontology annotation, biological process: proton transmembrane transport. Gene Ontology annotation, cellular component: proton-transporting two-sector ATPase complex, catalytic domain.
AGGGAAGAAGAGAAAGGGGCGGGGCGGCGUAUUCCCGGAGAAGCAGCUGACCGGAACCGGAAGCUGGGUUCGUAAAGUGAAGAAAAACCAGAGCGCUCGGCCUCUCAGCUGUUUCAUCUUCUGCCGUACUCUGAGGCUGCCUGCCAAUUGUAGGAGUAGCUGCUGUCACCAUGGCUCUCAGCGACGCCGAUGUCCAAAAGCAGAUCAAACAUAUGAUGGCUUUCAUUGAACAGGAAGCAAAUGAGAAGGCCGAAGAAAUAGAUGCAAAGGCAGAAGAAGAAUUCAACAUUGAGAAAGGUCGUCUUGUGCAAACACAGAGACUGAAGAUAAUGGAAUAUUAUGAGAAGAAGGAGAAACAAAUUGAACAGCAGAAGAAAAUUCAGAUGUCCAACUUGAUGAAUCAAGCAAGAUUGAAAGUUCUUAGAGCCAGAGAUGAUCUUAUCUCAGACUUAUUAAAUGAAGCAAAGGUGAGACUUUCCAAGGUAGUGAAAGAUACAGCUAGAUAUCAGGUCCUUUUGGAUGGACUUAUUCUUCAGGGUUUAUACCAAUUGCUGGAGCCACGAAUGCUUGUCCGUUGUAAGAGAAGCGAUCUCCCUCUGGUGAAGGCUUCAGUGCAAAAUGCAAUUCCUGUGUACAAGAUUGCAACCAGAAAAGAUGUUGAUGUCCAAGUUGAUCCGGAGGCAUACCUGCCAGAGGACAUAGCUGGAGGUGUUGAGAUUUAUAAUGGGGAUCGUAAAAUAAAAGUUUCUAAUACCCUAGAAAGUAGACUGGAUCUUAUAGCCCAACAGAUGAUGCCAGAAGUCCGUGGGGCUUUGUUUGGUGCUAAUGCCAACAGGAAAUUUUUGGACUAAGCCUCUGAUGAGGUGGGAUCCAUUCCAUCUUCUGUGUUGAUGUUAUAAAAGUGUCUAAAAUUGAAGAAACAACUAUCAAUUUCCUCUUCUUUGAUGCUCUGACAUUGUCCUUUGUGGAAUAGUCUUUGUGUAGAAUGCCAUCAGCCUAAAUGUUAACUUUGGGAGAGAAUUUAUGGACUUAAAAACUGUCAAGAAGUAACCUAGUUGAUAUAGAAAUGACAGGUUCUGAUCUCUACAUUCUAGGGACAAGGGGAAUACAUAUCAUUUGCAUGGUUUUCACUGAGAAUCCUUCUGUGAUCUGCCUUAGAUUGGAGUGAGCUCUGUGUAUGUGAGGUAUAUUAUAGUUUCUUUGUAUUUGAUUUCUGUAAGUUACAUUAAAAUGCAUAAGGAGCAUGCAUUCACUCCAGCAUCAAUAGUAUUACCCCUGUAACUAUUUGGGCUUAGAGGCUUUCUUCAGUUGUAUCUGUGAUUCAAAAAGGUGUGAAUAUGCUUUAUUUAUUAAAAUAAAAACUAUGUGGAUCAAACUACAAUAAUCUCUUAUUCAGGGCAUAUACAGACUUGAGAGAUGAGGUGAAAUAUUGAAGGUGUUAUCUAGGAAAGAAUAGCUUUUAGCCUGCUUUGGAGCAUUUACUUCACGAAUCACUACAUUUCUUAUUUUUUUUUUUAAAGUCUGUACCAAGUUGAUGUCUUACUUUCUGACCUCAUAUGCUAGAGUAACAUAGUACAUCCCAUUUAAAGAUUCUAAAAUAUUUGGUGGGAAAGUGUUUUAAUCCAUUUGGGCUAAAAUUGUUUGUCAUGGUGGAUUUGCAUUCAAGAGUGUGUAGUAACCAUGUUAGCACCAUCCUCUCCAAUCUCCUAUUACAAUAGUCUUGGGAUGUGUGGAAAAGAAGUGGCUUUUGUAGUCCUUUUUUCUUGGAAAUGAAAACAUUUGUAAGCUCACUUUUUUUUUCCUCAUAGUGAACUUAGAGAAUUCCUACUAUCGCUAGACUAGGCUAAAUGACUUCUCCAAGACCUCCCCAUUGAUGGCAGAAGAACUUAAAACCCAUUGCAGCGCUCAUUCAUACAUAAAAAGUAAUUAUUGAUAUAAAGAAACUUGUAACAGUGCUUUGUC